This is a messenger RNA of Paramecium pentaurelia, 4399 nucleotides long. The record is from the annotation of a GenBank genome assembly. NCBI's taxonomy places the organism in Eukaryota, Ciliophora, Oligohymenophorea, Peniculida, Parameciidae.
AUGAAAAUUGAUUUGACUUUAUUUUGUUUGAUUUUAUACACUUUUGCUUCAUCAUGUGGUAUAAAGUUUUUAUAAAUGAUAGUUUCAAAUCUAUAAUAAUACGAUAUAUUUGCAACAGAAAAUGAGACUUUAGAAUGGGACAUGAAUGCUUUCUUUUUUACAGGAGAAAAUAUAAAGUUUAACGUUAAACAAGAAAGCAAUUUCUUUGAAGUUUUAAGUCCUUUACAUUAACUUGGUUAGACAACAAAUGCUUUAGGUAUCAUACUUUUUUAUUAUUAUAGAUUUGAAAAUAGUGUCUUUAAAACCUUUAUUAUAAAUAGAUAAUGGAGCAUGGACUAAUGUUUUUGCAGCAUUAGGGCUUAACUAAACAUGUUUUCAAGUUUUAUUUUCCAAAGAGUAAUAUAAAUAUAUAUUUUUUUAGUGGUAUUUUAAAUCAAGUUAAAGUCCCUAAUUUUAAUGAAUCUAUUAAACUAAGAGAUUUUACAAAUGAUUUUGCAUGUUAUGAUUUGGAUUUUAUUACAGAAACUAAAGUUGUUAUUGAUUGCAGUUUGUUUGAUUCAGAUAAUCCUUAAAAUAAUAUAAAUGGAUUCUUUAUUGUAGAUAUAGAUGAUGAAUAAUAUUUUGGAAUUGAAUUAAUUGAAAAUACCUAAGAUUACAAUGAUACAUAAUAUAGAAUAAUAUCAUUCCAUAAUUAUACAUUUUAUAAUAAGGAUGAUUAAAAUUUAGUAUUUAGAAGUGAACCUGCUUGGGCAACUAAAAAGGCUCUUUAACAAUUUAUUUUAGAGAAAAAUAGCAAAAUUGAAGUAUUUUAAUUUACAAGUAAAUUUACACUUUUGAAGAACACUCCUGUUGCAAUUUUAACAAAUGCAGUCUUAGCAAAAUUAUUAGGAAUUGAUGAGGGUAAGUUAGAAUUUUCAUUAGUAGACUUUAAAAUUGAAGCAAAUGGUAGAGUUAAUAUUUUAGAUGCAUAUAAUGGUUUUUAUGUAGUAUCUUUUAAGUAAAAAUUUCUAGAAUGGAAUUUGGAAGAUUUUAUAAACAUUUCAUAUAAAAGCCUUUGUUUUGGCUUUGAUAUUCAUAAUUCAUUUAAUAAGGAUGGAACUUUGACUAAAAAAGUAGUCUUUGUUUAUUAAAAUACACUUGUGUUGUUGGAGAAUGGAUUGUAAUCGUUUUAAUUACUUAUACCUAAAAUAGAUUGGUAUAAUGCAUUUUAAAUCAAAUUGAGUUAACAAUAUAUUAUUCUUAAGAUAAGAAAUACGAUACAUAUAUUUAAUAUAGAGAAUGGAAAGAAAAUCUUUACCUAAGUCGAAGAUGCUAGUAUCAUUAUAACAAAUCCAAAUUACGAAGAUGUUAUUGGUAUUAAUUCUUAAACUGCAAAGAGAUAUUUCCUUAAUAAUGGUUUAUUGAGAUUGAAUAGACCAGAUAAGGCUAGUUCUAUUAAUAAAUUUGUAACACUUUCAGCUGAAAUAAUAGACGAUCCCUCAAAACGUUGUUCAGUUACACUUAAUUUACUUGUUCUCAAAAAGAAUGAUACUUAAAUUCUUUCAUUUAACAAUAAUCCAUUUAAUCCAAUCAUAAUAAUUCCAUCUAAUCCAAUAAUUUUAAAAUAAAUUGCAUCUGGGCCUAAUUUAUAGUAUUCAUCCAUAGAUUUAAUAGAAGAUUAAUUAAAAAGCAAGAUAUCUUACAAAAUUAAAUAGGUGAUAAAACUAUAAAUAACAAAUAUUCAUAUGCCAGGUCCAAAAGAUAUUAUUUACUCAGAUAUUUUGGUUAAUGAAAAUCCAGCAGAAUUUUAUUUGUUGUUAUAAGUUCAAUCAAGAAUUGUCUAUAUAUAUAGCUGUUAACAUCAAUAUCAAAAUUUUGAAAUUGCAGAAUGUUUAAAUUAUAACACUUUUGCAUUUCCAUCUAUCAUUGAUUAACAUUUGGGUUUCUUUUCUUGGUUCACUAUUUAUUCUUAAUUAGUAAUUAUUCAUCAAAACUCAAAAUUUUCUAUCAAUAUAUAUUCAUUGAGAGACGGAUAAAUGAGAAAUAUUUAUAUAAUAGAAUUUGAUGAUAAAUAUUUUGAAAAUUAAAUCUCAUCAGUAGCAAUAAUCUUUGAUAGUAUUUAUAUAGUCUAAUCUGGAAUCAAGAGAGUUUCAAUAUAUUAAUUAUAUUCUCCAUUUAGGUUAUUAUAUGAAAUUAAUUAGAAUGAUAUACAGAAAUUUGAUAUGCAUGGAAUAUUUACUCCAAUUAAGGUUUUUGGAAAUAAAAGUAAUAUUUUGGCAUUUAUAUAAACAUAAACUUCUUUAUUGAUUGGAAUGUUUUCAAAAAUUUAAUCUCCCUCCUUUGUAAUACAUAAAGUGAUUCCAAUUUUAGAUGGAUCAGAUGUAGAAGUAGCUAUUGGAAUUAAUAGCUUUUUUGUAUUACAAACUUUGAAAGGUGAAGAUCAUAUCGAAGAAUAUCAAUACUAACAUCUUUAAAAUAUAUAUAAAUUAAAAGACAUUCCAUUAUUCAAUUAUAAACUGUAAAAACCUUUAACUGUAGAUUAUUCCUUUUAGACAGGAUGGUUUUAUGUAAGAGCAAGUGAUGGGUUAUAAACAGUUAUAUUAGUUUAUUAGCCUAAUGUCUUAUCUCACAUUUCUUUAUACAAAGUAUUAGAUACAGAAGGAUUAGUAAAAGAUGGAUUAAAAUUUAAUAUGGCAGUUGAUGGUGGAGACCAAAUGUUUUUGUAUUACAAUAACAACACUCACCAUUAAAUUAUAAGUAUCUUAUCAAAAUCUUAACUUUACGUUACUCCUAAUCCAGAUUAUAUUGAAUAUGUAAAUAAUUAAAUUAUUGCAGUAUAAAUCUCUGGUUUCUAAGGAGUUAGGCCAAUAACUUAAUAAUCCUUAGUUACUCUACUCAAUACGUAAAUUCAGUUAUUUAUUUAAUAAUCUUUAUUUGAUAGCAAAAAAAAAGUAUUUCCAUUUGUAAAAUAAUCUGGAUAUUAAUUUAUAAGCAUGGGAACUGAUUGGUAUUAGGGUUAAGUUACAAGUUUUAAUAUAAAAUGUUCAUAAUGCUUCGACUCUUUGUCUAUAUUACCAAAUAUUUAUAAAGUUAGAGAUGGUAAUUUUUAUGGUCAAAUUUUGGAUGGUGCAUCUUUUGGAUUGGCUGGAUAAGUUUAUUUAACAAAAAAUUCUUUGAUUUUUGAAGAUAUAACAGGUCUAUUAAAGUUAAAAAUAUUGAUAAACUUGAAAACCGAAAGCUGCCAUUAGAUUUCAAUAUCAGCAGAUUAUACUUUUAUCUUGUCAGCUUUUUAAAAUACAAAAAAUGAGGCAGGUUUAUUUAUUCAUAAAUGCUAGUAUUAAGAUGCUUGCUCUCAAUUCAGACAAGGUAUCGAAAUAUUGAAAGGCUUACAAAUGAUUACUAAAACCAAGAUGCCUGAUUAAAAAAAUAUCAUCAUAUUAAAUUUAAAUAAUUUUAUAGUUGUAGCCUCAUUAGAUGAUUAUGGAACCAUAUUCACUAUUUCUCAUAAAUAUAUUAUUAAUAACUAUUAUGUUGGAUCUAAUUAAUUAUUAAUUGGUGAUUUUGAUGUUAUUAAAUAUUCAAUAAAUAGCAAUUUAUUUGCAACCAUCCUAUUUACAGAUAUCAAUAAUGGUAUCUAUUUCUCUCAUUUUGCAUAUAAUGAUUAAGGAUUAUUAUUUAAAACUACCUAUGAAUUAUUUAAACUUAUUAAUUUCUCUGAUGAUUAAUUCUUUAUCAAUUAAGACACUAAAUUUUAUUAGGUGAAGGUAAUUUCAUCUUAAUUAAAUGGAAAUAUUUUAUAACUUAAUGUACUAAUUAGCACUAAUAAUUAAGCUCAAUAUGUUUUUGCUUUUGAUUUAGAUGCCUCAAAACCAACAUUUGGACUUCCUAUCAAAAAAUCAAGUGUGUCUCUUUUAUAUGUCUUAACUCCUUAUGGAGAUUGGCCUGCGAUUAAUAAACUUGCUUAUAUAGAUGGUAAUGUGGCAAUCCCUUACACUGAUGGAAAAAAAAUAGUGAUAGGAAUAUAUUAGCUUUCAAGUGGUAGGCCAUCAUCUGUGAAAUUUGUACCAUUUACACAUUCGAUUUCAAAAAAUUAUAAUAGAAUAACCCCUGAAUAAUUUUUUAUGAUAUUCAAUAGAGACACUGGAUCAACUUAUGUACAUAAUUUUAAUAAAUUUAGCCAUAAUUAUAUAUAAAUAUCGAUUAUGAUGAAAGAUAUGAUGAAUAUCUUGUAGAAUAUUAUAAGAUGAGAAGUGAUCCUUAAAUUGUUUUAAAAAACUCCACUAAUUAUUAAAAUGAACUUGUAAUUGAACUAUAUUUGAAUAAUGAUUUUAAUCAAAUAUAAGGUUAAGCCAUUUUAUAAUCUAAUAGUUCAAUCAUGGAAACAAAUAUAGGAAUUAUAAAUUUCAAAUUCUUGAACUGA